Messenger RNA from Cydia fagiglandana, 5311 nucleotides. RefSeq lists its product as uncharacterized. The record is from RefSeq and is a predicted model, not a curated record. NCBI's taxonomy places the organism in Eukaryota, Metazoa, Arthropoda, Insecta, Lepidoptera, Tortricidae. The transcript has 7 exons. The coding region runs from base 242 to 1432 and encodes 396 amino acids. Gene Ontology annotation, molecular function: protein binding.
UUCGCUCGCUCCGCCGCGCCAACGCGCUAGCGUGUGAUACCUCGUGCCAAAAUGUUACAAACAAUUUCGCACAACCAAAACACUCAGUGACAUCGUUUAAUACUGUUCUUUUAACGAAAACAGUCUUUCAAAGUGCUCUGUGGGAUUAAAGUGUCUGUGUUUCAACUUAUUCUUUUAACGACUGCACAAUGCGAAAGUUUUUCAUUAAAUUAGUCAGUGUGCACGAAAUAUUGACGGGAAAAUGUUGAAGGGAUAUUUUGUUUUCGUGUUCGUAUUCCAGUGCUUUUCAGCCGGCUUCAGCUCAAGCCUCCUGUGCGGAGGCACGAAUGAGCUGAGCCUCGGCAACGGGGCCGGCGCGGGCGCCGCCAUUGCGCUGGCGCUGGUGCGGCCGCCGGCGGCGCGCGGGCCCUGCUCGCUGCGGCUGCUCGCGCCCGACGCGGCUGCGUUCACUGCGAGACUUAUUGAUGUUAAGGAGAACCUGUCAGAAUGGGAGCGCGGCGCCCUAGAAGUGUCAUCGCCCGCGCUGGUAGCGGGCGUGGCGCAGCAGGGCCGCAAGUGGGGCGCGCGCGGCGCCACCGCGCAGCACACGCGCGACGACCAGGCGCCGCCGAGGGCCAACGCCACUCAGGCGUGCAAGUUGCUUGUGUACAUAGGCGACGCCAUAAAGCCUAUAUGGCGCAUGAAUCUCUGCGGCGGGAACGCAGCGGCGGUGGCCGCGCGCGCCGGCACCAAGCUGCUGCCACCGAAGAUCAAGAUUGUGUGGAACCCGCCUACGUCGCCUUAUCAGCACACCGAGAAGUUGAGGCUUGUGGUCACUGCAGUCAAUAGUGGCUCCGUAUGCAACAACGAAUCUCAAUUCAUCUGCGGUAUGACUAGCCUCUGCAUAUCUUCCUACCUCGUCUGCGACGGCGUCCGUCAUUGCCCUGGAGGCGAGGACGAGGAUACCUCAGCAUGCAUGCAUAGGAGGGACCCACCUUUACUUGAACUGCUGAGGAGAUUCGCUGCCAGGAACCAGGAGUUGUUAGGCUUGGAUCAGAACGAUGGGAUGACGAAGCCUUCUGUCAUAAUGAAGAUCACCGAGAGCGAGCAGAAGUCGAACGCGUUCCUCGAGUUCGCGGCCGCGCUGAAGCCCUACGGCCCGUGGAGCUAUCUCGUGGUCGGCAUGCUGGUCUGCGCCACUAUCCUCAUGUUCUGUCUCGCGUGGGAAUGCUGUUGCAAGCGCUCCAAGCCCUCCGACACACCAAUCAACAUCCCAGCCUCCUGCAUAGAUCUGUCCCCAACAGUCACCGUCACAGCAACCUCCCAACACCUCUUCUCCCCAACCCCAACUUCCCCUCCCGAGUACGAACCUCCCCCGUCUUACUCCUCCCUGUUUCCUAGAGCGUAUAAGUGCGAAGACCCCGUACCACAGUGCUCGACGCAGCCGGAUUAGGUUUUCAAAUUAGGUACGAGAUUUUAAGGUUUUUUAGAGGUUUUGGAAUGACAUUUAAGAAUUUGUCAUGUGACAUUACAAUGCGAUGAUUAUGUCCCGACUAUUGUGAGAUUUGUUUACACUUUUGCACCUGGGCAAGGUAAAGAGCCUUGCUGAAAAUGUAAACAUACAUAGAUAGUUUAGAAAACUUUGCUCGCUAAGGUGGCCAUGUGAAGCGUUAUAACUGGAAGCGUGUGGAAAGUAAAGGUGACAGCCGGGUAACAACUGCAGCUGCAUUAUUGUCCUUCCUGAAACGUUGUCGCAGGCGCUGUCAAUUUUAACUCGCGACAGUAUUGCCCCAGCAUUUAUUCUGCUGCAGUUGCGAUUCGAAUAUCACCUUUAGGUACCGAUGAUAUUUUACUUGAAUACUAUAGUUUCCAAAGGACCUAAUUUUCUUUGAAAACUUAGUCAAACCAGCCUUCUAAGGAAUCUAGAAAUCUCGAUUGAAUCGGAAAUGUUAUGUGAUUUUGUGUUUGAUAUUGUCCUACGCUAGGGUCUGAUUUUAAGAUAGGCUUCGAUGCCACGCAUGUAGUGUAGGUAUGUAUAUAGGGUCACGAAAAUAAUCAGAGUUCCGCGAGAAACGUAUAUCGAAAUUUCGUUGUCUGACUACCGCUCUCACAUUUUCGAACGAUAACGAAAUUUCGAUUUUGGUAUUUUCCUGUUAUGAAACGAAAUUGUGCUCAAUAUAAGUAUUUCGCCGUUACAUGGCAAUAUUGAAAGUAAUUUUAGAGACUGUAAAGAUAAUAUUAUAACUAGGUAAAUAAAAUAAACCAUUGAUACCUAGGUACAUAUUGUAAUACUGACCGAUUUUACUCUCAUGUGCAAAAAUUGACAGUUUAACGCAAUAGUAAACUCUCAAAUGUUCAAGUUGCGGAAACUUUGAAAAAAUUCCUGCUAUUUCAGGAAUGUUUCACAAUUUUUGGAUACUUUCUGACUGAAUAUCAGUCGUACCAUCGCCCACACUGUUAACUGUACAUGGGUGGACCUUAUAUCUUUUGUAAUAAGGUCCACCGAUGUACAGUUAGGAGUGUUGCUGUUUGUACUCAUGAAUGAGUUUUUCAGUUUUUUUUUUUUAAUUACUGAUGCUACAUGCGUGAUAAUUGUAUAUAAUUAGUUAAGUAUAAAGUACAAUAUCUAAACAUCUAUUCUGGGACCAAAACUGUGUUUAUAUCUAUUUCUUUGUACAUCAAAAUCUAUUCUGGUGUAUAAAAAAUAAUCGUAAAGGCGGGCACAUAAUUCGGUUUCAAAUUUAAAAUAUACCAAACGCUUUUAUGUUAUUUUUGAACACAUUGGACAUUGCAUUUUAGCAACUGGCUGGUUGAAAACAGUUUUUGCUUUUAAAUGUGAUCCGAUUGUAAAUAGGUGUUGAUAUACAACAUUAUGAUCACCUAAUAAGAUGUAUUAUAUUAUUUAUAUUACUAUAAAAACUUGAUACUACUAGCGCCAUCCAGUGUCGAGUAGCAACAACAAAAUUAAUAUUGCUAUUUGCUAUUGGCAGUGGCGCUACUGUCGCGCGUAUCAACGAAAUAUUACAAUGGAGCUACAUUAGUUCUCGUUUUCGCCACCAGCGCUCAUAAGUUUGUCAUGUCUGUUUAUUUCUUAUUUGGUGAUCAUCUAACAGGUAUAACUACGUAGGUAUAGAACUAAAUGUCUGAUUGUUUGUGCCUUGAAUACCUUUGUAAUUACGUGUGUACAUUUAGUUGUAAUGCUUAACGAUUGAAAACAGGUAUACGACUAAUAAAAUAUUGUACAAGUUGACUAGACCUAAUGUUGUGUAAGGGUGGUAUUGCACCUGUCCAAUUUAUUUGUCCAAUGCCAGUGCGUUUCACACUCUCAUUAAAGCAAAAUGUGAGACGCAACGCAAUACACUGGACGAAGAAAUUGGAUAAGGUGGAAUAUCACCCUAAGUCGACUGAAGAAAUAUCGAAUGAAUGACUAUUUGUAUUAUACACCUUUGUUACUUUUAUUCUAUUGAGCUAGCGUGAUUGUCUUUUAUAUCAGAAAUAAACACAGUCAUGAUAGCUAAACUCUAUUUUAUAUCCCAGAGCUAAAAUAACAUUUUAAUUGGCAAUCAAAGUCUUAAGUCAAAAUCAAAAGCAUUGCGCGCAUUUAUGCUAGAUUAAUGCUAGAAAAUCACAGAUCGGUGUAAAAUCACAAAUUGGGGUAUAUCUGAUCAUCUGACGGGGUGAAAAGAAAUGAUUGACUUUAAAUCAGGGGCGAAUGGGAUUACUUUACAAAAAAACUUUGAAUAGUUACGCUCCCUAAUAAAGUAACAAUGAAGCGUAAAAAGUGAUACAUGCCUUUGCAUAAAUUAAAUUAAAGUUUUUGACAAUGCUCAAUUAUACUGAAGUUGGUAAUUCAUAUUUACCAAAAUCAGAGUUCAAUAUAGGUAUGAGAAAAAAAUCUGUUAAUGUUUUUUUCAUACGCCGAAUUACCUCAUCUUAACUUAAAAGGAAUAUUCAAAGGAUUCCUUGUCGAAAAUAACAUAGACUAACGAAACGACACACGGAUAGACAUCAUAAUUUGUAUAGCAUUAUAACUACCUAGUAUUGUAAGAUAACUGGUAUUAGGUAAAAGGAACUCUCAAAAUGCCCUUAAGUGCAUCAGCUACCUUUGAUUUUCCUUUUAUCCCUUUGACCGCCACAGACGUAAACUGACGCGCGCGAUACGGCACGAAAUAUCGUGCAUUCCGCCAAAGGUUCAUGAUUACGCACCGUUUAUGUAACGGCGUUCAAAGGAUGUCGAUAUAAAGUUAUUAGGCAUCAUUUGUGCCCAUAUUAUUAAGUACCUAUGUAAGUAGUUGGAAAAACUAUACCUGGCACAUAAUACAAGAUCUGAUUUAAUCUUUGACUAGUCUUCAUUAUAGAAAUAUUUUCGUUUAUAGUAUUUUAUUUGAAACGUUAGGUAAAUAAUUCAUGUCAAUGGUACGGUCAAAAUAUGAAACUUGAAUUUGAAUCUUGUUACUUUUGGAAACUUAUUAAUAUUGUAAGUAGGUGUAAAUUUGCCAGCAUACAUUAAUAUAUUAAUGUUCAAAAUACAAGAAUACUUACGUCACAAAAAUACCUAUACCUACUGAGUAGGUUUAGCAAGAGGGUAUCGUCUAGGGUCGUCCCAUUCGUUUUUCGUCAAGUUCUUAUAUUAGUCCUAUUCUGCUUUCGUCACCCAUUCUACAUUCGCCACAAUCGUGGGUGGCUUUCAAUGUAGAAUGAGUGACGAAAGCUGAAUAGGACUAAUUUAAGAACAUGACGAAAAACGAAUGGGACGACCCAAACCGAUACCAGCAAGAGAGACCACCCGUUUUAUUUAAGUGUAUGAAUUAUAAAGAGACGAAUAGUCUAUCUCGGGCGCUAGAUAUUGUCGCGGCGUACUCGUGCUAAGCCUAUUGAUUAUCUAAUUUAUUCAUCCAAUUUGUGUAAUAUUUAAUCUCAUUUUGGGGCUAAUACAUGUACCUUCAUUGUAUUCUUUAGAAUUUUGACAUUUAUUAAUGUCUUAUUCCCAAAAAAGACGAACAACGGUAGCUAAUUACAUAUAUGAAAAAGCAAUUAUUAUACCUAACUUUCUACUUAAGUUCUUAUGCUGACUGUAUUAAAGACAUUAAAUAAUGUAAACCGGGUUCAUGUCAAUUGGGGUAAAAGAUAAUAAAGGGACCUAAAACCUAUUCACCCCACUGUUGUAUUCAAUUCACCCUAGUUGACACAUCCGUUUCAUAAGUUUCAUAUUAAGAAAUUAAAUUAUAUGGUGACAUGUAACUUCGAAUAUAAAAAAGUGAUAAUUAGUUAAGUAACUAUGUAUUAUAGAAAAAUAAACGAUUAAUACAAGAUAUUUAUAUUUUAAAAAUAA